AUGGCCUCCAACGCCGCGCCCGCCGCCGUCGCCGCACGCAAGCCCGGCCAGCCGGAGAAGAAGUACAAGUGCCAGUUCUGCAACCGCGCCUUCAGCAGAAGCGAGCAUCGCAGUCGCCACGAGCGCUCUCACACCAAAGAACGGCCGUUCAAGUGCCUCAAGUGCCGCAGCACCUUUGUGCGCCGCGACCUGCUCCUGCGCCACGACCGCACCGUUCACGCCAAAGACGGCGGCGCGCCGCUCCCCAGUGAGCAGAAGCGCCGCGCGAGCAACAAGGCGCAGGAGGCCGCCACACCCGGCCCCUCCAAGGGCGCGCUGCCCCUCGACACGCCCGCGCCCGACCAGUUCGACGCCGGCGAGGAUGCCAUGGUCGAUGUCGACAUCGAGACGGCCGCCAUGUUGAUGACCGACUUCCACCACAAGGCCAUGGCCAGCCAGGAGCCCGAGAUGGUCCUCGAUCAGCGCACCGAGCCCGUCAUCUCGCCGACCGGGCCCCAGCACAUGGGGUCGUCGGUGCCUCAGGUGCCAUACACCGCUCCCGGCCAGAACAUGCUGCCGCAGAUGCCAUGGCGGGACUCGAUGGUGCCCCAGCCCGAGCCUGAGCCGCAGCAGACAACGCAUUCUUCGUUCCGCCCGCACAGCCAUCUGGCGCCCAUGAUGGAGCGCACCAUGUCGGGAAACACAGCGCUUGCGCCCACCUUCCCCUCGAUGAGCGAGAACAACCUCGGUACACCCAACCCGCUGUCGCCGUACCCGUCGAUGCUGGGUCCUGUCUCACCAGUCGACUACCGCAAGUCGCCCGGCCCAAGCCAGGCCCUGACCAUGACCAGCGCACCGCAGCUCGAGUCGGAGGAACAGUGCCGCAGGGUCUACGAGAACAUCAAGCAGUACGACAGCGAGAACGCGCUCUUGGAUACUUUCCAUCUGCCCAGCCUGAAUACGCUGAACCGCCUGCUCAAGACGUACUUCGACCUGUUCCACCACCACUUGCCCUUCCUGCACCCGGCGACCUUCCACCCAACCGAGGUUGCUGCGCCUCUGCUGCUGGCCGUGCUCUCGAUCGGUGCUUUGUACAUCUUCGACCAAGACCAGGCCUACAUGCUCCACAUUGGCUCCAAGGUCCUUGUCAACCAGUUCCUGCAGAACAAGGAGAAUUUCAGCUCGCGCAAGUGUCCCUUGUGGACUAUGCAGAGCACUCUGCUGAACAUGCAGUUCUCCAGCUGGAGUGGCGAUCCAAAGGGUCUCGAGUGGGCCUGCUCGAUCAAGAGUCUCCUUGCGAACAUGGUCGCAGGAAACCGCUACGAGCUGAAGAUUCGCUCAGAAGCCCGCGAAGGUGCCCAGCCGAGCCAUCAGGAAUGGAUCGAGGACGAGCAGUGUCGCCGCACAUACUACGCUGUGUACAUAUUCUUUGGUCUCCUGACCCUCACGUACAACCACACACCAGCCAUGGGUUUCAACGAGUUUGACACACUGGAACUGCCGUCUUCAGAGUCUCUUUGGACCAUGGGCGGUGAUGAUGAGGAAGCAUGGCGCGAGGCCCUGGCUACAUCCAAGAUUAUAACAUUCCGUCAGGCGCACGACAACCUGUUCCAGGGUGAGACCGCCCGCUAUAGCGCAUUCGCAACUCGUGUCAUGAUCAAUGCUUUGUUCUUGGAGGUGUGGUACCACAAGCGCAGCCCCGAAGCCCUGCAGGACGUUGUUACCGAGUACAAGCUUCGCCUGGCGCUGGAGACCUGGGAGAAGUCACUGGAUCUGUGCGAGCCGGAGACCGUUGUGGUCCGUUUGAGCGCGCCGCAUAAGGGCCACCCCUUGAUCUUCAACGCUAUGGCGCUGUACCGCAACACACGCGCCCGUCUUGUCGUUGACUUGAAGUCCAUUCAGGAGGCUCUUCGCUACCACGAUUCGUAUGAAGUUGCCGCAGCUAUGACAAAUGCGCGUGACAAGGUUCAGCGCUCGCAGGAGAUGAUCAAGGUCAUCCAGGAAUGCUUCGACUGCAUCGAAGUCGCAGCUGUACAAGGCAUCCGCUGGGUCGCACGCACAUCUGCCACUAACUGGAGCAUUGAGCAUCCGCUUGCCGGAAUGGACCUUGUGGUGAUCCUUACACUCUGGCUGUACCGUCUGGAACACGACGAAGAGCCUGCUAACGAAGAAGAAUUGGCCAUGUACAACAAGUUGCGCAACUUAUUUGACGACGACUCUGUCGAUGUAUACGGCGCUAAGCUCAGCUCCACGGUUGCACGCUUGUGGGGAAGUAUGAUCGAUGAAGUGGUUGUGUGGGGUAUCACUAAGCUCAUGGGAGAAGCUUUCAAACUCCACUCACAAGCCCUCGUCGGCUACGAAGACGCAAUGUCGUCCAGAUCUGGGUCUGCCUCGCCCUUGGCAGCUGGGUCCGUCCAGGUCCUCGAGAUGCAGAUGGCUUAUUAG
Didymella exigua CBS 183.55 is the source of this 2424-nucleotide messenger RNA. RefSeq lists its product as uncharacterized. The record is from RefSeq and is a predicted model, not a curated record. The transcript has 3 exons. NCBI's taxonomy places the organism in Eukaryota, Fungi, Ascomycota, Dothideomycetes, Pleosporales, Didymellaceae. Gene Ontology annotation, biological process: regulation of transcription by RNA polymerase II; DNA-templated transcription. Bases 1 to 2424 code for a protein of 807 amino acids. Gene Ontology annotation, cellular component: chromatin. Gene Ontology annotation, molecular function: DNA-binding transcription factor activity, RNA polymerase II-specific; zinc ion binding; RNA polymerase II cis-regulatory region sequence-specific DNA binding.